Messenger RNA from Brettanomyces nanus, 1020 nucleotides. RefSeq lists its product as uncharacterized. The transcript has a single exon. Bases 1 to 1020 code for a protein of 339 amino acids. Gene Ontology annotation, cellular component: SNARE complex; endoplasmic reticulum. Lineage: Eukaryota; Fungi; Ascomycota; Pichiomycetes; Pichiales; Pichiaceae. Gene Ontology annotation, biological process: retrograde vesicle-mediated transport, Golgi to endoplasmic reticulum. The record is from RefSeq and is a predicted model, not a curated record.
AUGGACAGAACAGCUCUUUUCCAGCAGUGUUCCCGCAUUUAUCAGGAGGAAUUCACUCGCAGAGACCCAUCGCUCAAACAGAGACAGGUCAAGACUCAAUCCGCCCGGCCUAAAGGGCUUUCCAAUGGAGUCAUUGACGACAAUGGUUUCAGCCGAUCGUCACAAUUCGUCCAGACAUCGCAGAAACUCAGUUCGACCAUUGACGAGCUCUCCAGAUUACUACUGGCCAUUCAAACUGACUACUUAUUAUGGAACUCCAAGACACUGACAGAUCUGGCCAAGGACGAGAUCGACUCCACGUUUAAGUUGCAGCUCAGCGUGCUACACAAAAAAUUGCAGACCUUUCAGAAAUCUGCUCAGACGCUUAACGAAUCGAUGCAAGUGACAAAUGGUGCCUCUCUUGAGUCUUUGAGCCGUAACUUAGCCUCAAUGGGUGAGUACGGCCAUUAUAUGCAGAUAGUAUGUGAUACCGUGUGCCAGAUGCGACUCAAUGUAGUCAAGGCAUUGGGAAUUCGGCUUACAAAGGUAUCUGAUUCAUUUGUGGAGCUUAGCAAUCGCCGAAGAGCUCGGAAAUUGGAGCAGGACAGAUCAUACUUGGCUACUAAUGAUAUUUAUUCGGAUAUAAGCGCGACAACUGAUUAUGUCGCAGAUCAAGGUGUCACUGAUUCUUUUAGGGAGUUAGAUGACUCCUUAGAGCCUCAGCAGCUUCAGCAACUUACUAAAGAGAACGAGAAUCUUCAAAUUCAUCUCAAAAAUGAGAACUUAAAGUCUGUGACUCACAUGGAAUCAUCCGUUAUAGAGAUUUCUUCGAUGAUCAACGAGAUAUCGCUACAGCUCAACCUUCAGAACGAGUCUAUCAAUACAUUGGCUGACUAUCAGGAUGAUAUACUUAGUAAUGUCAAUAUGGGUAACAAGCAGUUGGUAAAGGCUAAUGAGAGAGCCAGAAAUUCAGGCCGAAACUUGAGUUUCAUGAUAAUGGCCAUCAGUAUAAUAUUGUUGAUGAUAGAUUAUAUACUAUGA